AUGGAAGAUCCAAAGACAGAGAGUCAAGGUAUCCCCGAAAAAAUCGAAGAAUUAGACAGGCAGCCGGCCAAAGAUGUCCUUCCACCGUCACCGCCGCCCACAAUCGGUAGCAUAUCCGAUGUGGACGACGACAAGUUAGAAGUACCACUUCCACCGCCGACGACAGCUCCCACCCAAGUGCUAGACGUCGACCUAAAGACACCGGACAGUCACGUACCGCGCGAUCCCAGACUGAUCCGACUAACUGGCGUUCAUCCAUUCAAUGUCGAGGCACCCCUGACAGAACUCUUCAAUGAAGGUUUCCUGACGAGUCCCGAGUUGUUUUAUGUCAGAAACCAUGGCGCUGUGCCUCAGGUUAGGGAUGAAGACAUCAUCGAUUGGCAAUUUACCGUGGAAGGUCUAGUGGACGAGCCGAUGACAAUAUCGCUGAGGCAGUUGAUGACCGAAUAUGAGCAAGUCACCUAUCCAAUCACCUUGGUGUGCGCCGGGAACCGGAGGAAAGAGCAGAACAUGGUCCGCAAAAGCAAGGGAUUCUCGUGGGGCGCCGCUGGGCUCUCGACGGCGCUCUUUACCGGCGUCGUCAUGUCCGAGGUCCUUAGAAGAGCCAAGCCCAAGAGGAAGGCCAAGUAUGUCUGCAUGGAAGGUGCUGACAAGCUGCCCAACGGAUUCUACGGGACUUCUGUCAAGUUGAACUGGGCCAUGGACCCCAAUCGCGGGUUCAUGCUCGCCUACAAAAUGAACGGCGAGACACUCCGACCGGACCACGGCAAGCCCCUGCGUGCUGUGAUUCCUGGCCAGAUCGGGGGUCGAUCCGUCAAAUGGCUGAAGAAGUUGAUCGUCACAGAUGCACCCAGCGACAACUGGUACCACAUCUAUGACAACCGGGUCCUCCCAACCAUGGUCUCCCCAGAAGAGUCGGCAAGCGACCCCAAAUGGUGGACGGAUGAUCGAUAUGCCAUCUACGACCUCAGCCCCAACUCCGCCAUCUGCUACCCCCAGCACGAGGAGCAGCUGUGCCUGAACGGAGCCCCGCGCACCUAUCGAGCUAGAGGAUAUGCCUACAGUGGAGGUGGGCGGCGCAUUACAAGGGUCGAGAUCUCACUGGACAAAGGCAAAACGUGGCGGCUCGCAGAAAUUGACUACGUGGAAGAUCGAUACCGGCAAGUGGAGAAAGAUCUGUUUGGCGGCCGGCUUGAUAUGUCGUGGCGUGAAACAUGCUUCUGCUGGUGCUUCUGGUCGAUCCAUCUGCUCACGGACGAGCUCGCCCAAGCCAAAGACAUGUUUGUACGGGCAAUGGACGAGAGCAUGAAUGUUCAACCGCGCGAUAUGUACUGGUCUGUUCUUGGUAUGAUGAAUAACCCCUGGUUCCGUGUGACAAUCACACUAGAAGGCGACUACCUUCGGUUCGAACACCCAACCCAGCCAGCACUCAUUCCUGGCGGCUGGAUGGAGAGGGUUAAAAAGGCCGGUGGCAACCUGGCUAAUGGCUUUUGGGGAGAGAAACUCGAGGGCGAAGAACCAGUGAUCCCGGCUGAGGAACAGGCCAAGGAGAUUUCCAUGGUCAAGGAAGGCUUGAAAAACCCUAUCACGAUCGACGAGCUGCGGAAACACGAUACCGAGCAGCAGCCCUGGUUCGUGGUCAAGGGCGAAGUAUACGACGGUACAGCAUUCCUGAAGGAGCAUCCUGGCGGUGCGCAAAGCAUCAUCUCUGCAGCGGGACUGGAUAGCACCGAGGAAUUCCUGGCAAUCCACAGUGAGACGGCCAAGGCGAUGAUGCCCCAGUACCACAUUGGGUCUCUUGACGAGGCAGCCAAAACUACUCUGGCAGCGGGCGAGACGGAGAUCGACCAGUCUGGCAAACCCCCCGAGACCUUCCUCAAUUCCAAAGCGUGGAAAAAAGCCAUCCUCCACGGCAAGCGGAUCGUGUCCUGGGACACGCGCAUCUUCACCUACAAGCUGGAACAUCCAGAGCAACGCCUGGGCUUACCCGUCGGACAGCAUUUGAUGGUGAGGCUAAGGGACCCUGUUACCCGCGAGGCCAUCAUCCGCAGUUACACGCCCAUCUCGGAGAUCAAUGAUCAGGGCUUCAUGGAGAUGCUUGUCAAAGUGUACUUCGCCAGCGGGGGCAGCAAGGGAGGCAAGAUGUCGCAGGCGAUGGAUGCACUGCCCAUCGGGCAUUUUAUCGAGAUGAAGGGACCGAUCGGCAAGUUCGAAUACGUCGGCAACGGCAAGUGUCUCGUCUCCGGCAAGGAGAGAGUCGUCAGUUCGUUCAUCAUGAUCUGUGGCGGAAGUGGAAUCACACCCAUCUAUCAAGUAUUCCGGGCCGUCGUCCGAGAUCCCAACGACAAGACGCAGUGCAUCAUAUUCGAUGGGAACCGGUUGUUCGAGGACAUCUUGUGCAGAGAAGAGCUCGAGACACUGCUGGCCGGCAACGAGCACAGAUGCAGAGUACUCCACACCCUCACCCAGGCGCCCGAAGACUGGACCGGUCUCCGAGGGCGCGUCACGGGCCAAUUGGUCCAAGAACACUCUACAAGAACGGACGAUACGCUGAUACUCAUUUGCGGUCCCGAGGCGAUGGAGAAGACCAUGCAUAAAGUGCUGCUGGAGCAAGGGUGGAGCGAUGAUCAACUCAUGUUCUUUUGA
This is a messenger RNA of Fonsecaea multimorphosa CBS 102226, 2646 nucleotides long. RefSeq lists its product as uncharacterized. Gene Ontology annotation, molecular function: molybdenum ion binding; heme binding; nitrate reductase (NADPH) activity. NCBI's taxonomy places the organism in Eukaryota, Fungi, Ascomycota, Eurotiomycetes, Chaetothyriales, Herpotrichiellaceae. The transcript has a single exon. Gene Ontology annotation, biological process: nitrate assimilation; nitric oxide biosynthetic process. The record is from RefSeq and is a predicted model, not a curated record. Bases 1 to 2646 code for a protein of 881 amino acids.